AUGUUCAUUGAGCGGAAGAUCUGUGGUCGAUUGGUUAGUGAGGACUAUCGACAGUUCAUGGCAUAUAAUGGCUGGACAAACAAUCUCACGUCAGCUGUGUACGAACAGUUCACGCCCACUCACCAAUUCACCAAGCUAAUCCAGGACCACACAAAUGUCGAUCCAGACGUUGCAUUCUCGUGUGUGCCUUAUGAGAAAGGAUCCGCUCUACUGUUUUAUUUAGAGCAGAAACUUGGCGGAGCAGAAGUUUUUGAACCAUACCUACGGGACUAUUUGACUACAUUCGCACACAUGGCUAUCGAUAGUUUUCAGUGGAAAAAACAUCUUCACGAGUACUUUCAUGACAAGAAGGAUAUUCUGAACACAGUUGACUUCGACGCAUGGUUCUAUGCAGUUGGCAUGCCACCGGAGAAACCGAGCUAUGCAACCCCUGCAGCAAAUAGAAUUCCUCAGUCGACAUUGUUCCAGCAUGAUCAUCCGUUAGAGCAUUGGAGACUGGCCGCAUUAAAUAGAGCGUAUGGCCUCAACGAUUCGGAGAAUAGUGAAAUUGUCCUGAAAUGGAUUCGACUAUGCGUGAAAGCGAAGUGGGAGCCAAUUAUCGACAAGGCGCUCAAAUUCGUGUCCUCUCAAGGACGCCUGAAGUUCUGCCGGCCCGUUUACAGGGACCUCACCGCUUGGCAAGCCGCCAAAAGUCGUGCUCGUGACACGUUUAUCCAGACACGUUCGUCAAUGCAUCCAAUCACUUCUGAAAUGAUUGCAAAAGACUUGCAUAUGCGACACAGUACACAUACAGUGUGCUUCUGA
Molecule: messenger RNA, 804 nt
Organism: Cooperia oncophora
Lineage: Eukaryota; Metazoa; Nematoda; Chromadorea; Rhabditida; Trichostrongylidae
Source: the annotation of a GenBank genome assembly